AUGAAUAGCCCCAAUCCAGGUCGAAUAAGUGUGUAUGGUUCCCAAGAAGUUUCGCAUGCCGACAAAAAAGACGCUGAGGCGCUGAGAGGGCAUGUUCCGGGGUCGUGCGUGUUCUCUCUUAUUUCCGCCCGCGAGCUGAGACCGUGCGUGCGCAUAAGCAGCCUGCCAAACCUCCCAGGAAAAACGCUUUCCCUCAUGGAGAGGCUGGCCGUGGCAACUGCGUACAUGGAGAUGCGCACAGCCAAGCGACUUCAAGGGGUUUCCUCGGAUUUUUUCGUGGGCUCCGAAGCCCCCGCACAAGAAAAGUCUCUGGAGAAAGAAAAACCCGCUGAAAGAAAGUGCGCGGAAGCCCCCGUGCAGAAGGCAGCACCCGCAGAGCACACGGUAAUUGAGGGGGCAGUGCUUGAAAGUGGAAAGCAGGAGGCUGGGCCAAGGCCUGUCGAAGAAGAGCUUUCUCCUGCAGAACGUCUUGGGCAUAAUGUACAGGUGCUUUGCUGCGCUGCUGCUAUCCUGGGGUUUAUCGUGUGCUUUUCCAACUUAUUCCAGACUGGAGCAGUAGCACCCAAAUUCCAGAAAAUCCGCAUGAAUAGCAGUCCCUCAGCACAAAACCAAUAG
Molecule: messenger RNA, 615 nt
Organism: Nematocida major
Lineage: Eukaryota; Fungi; Microsporidia
Exons: 1
Coding region: 1-615 (204 amino acids)
Source: RefSeq, a predicted model, not a curated record